This is a messenger RNA of Didymodactylos carnosus, 2079 nucleotides long. The record is from the annotation of a GenBank genome assembly. NCBI's taxonomy places the organism in Eukaryota, Metazoa, Rotifera, Eurotatoria, Philodinida, Philodinidae.
AUGUUAGCGGUAUCGACUUUGCCAUCUUCACAAACACAACCACAUAGUUUAUCAAUAACUCAACAUGUUCAACCACGGAUACUACACAGACGGAUUACAUCAGAUGUUAAUAAUGACGAUGAACUCUAUCGUCCUCGAACCAUUUUAAUGGAAAAAACUCAUGUGGAUCAGUCAUUUGGAUUUUCGAUACAGACAUUCGGCUUUUCCACUGUACAAGAUUUAGCUCGUUUGAGUUUGUUGUCAGUACCAUCAAUCGAUGAAUCGACCUCAACAUCGAGUCGAAAGUCAUCUUCGUCCACUGCCACAACAACAACCUCAACUCCAUUUUCCCCAUCGAUUCACAUUUGCACAUAUGUAGACUCAGUUCAAGAAAAUAGUUUAGCAUGGAAUAGUGGUUUACGGUCGGGUACAGUAAUAAUAAGUGUAAAUGACGUAUCUGUUGAAAACGAUCAUCAUGAACAUAUUGUGCAGCGGAUAUGUCAUGAAUCACGAUUGAAACUAGUUGUUCUACAACAAAAUAUUCACCGUCAAAUAAUUCUAUGUGAAAAACUUCAGCUGCUUCAGCGACAACUGAAAGAUAAACAGGAUGAAUAUGAUCUAUUAGCUCAACAAGAACAACAAAUCAUUGAGGCAACAACUGUAACAACUGCCGCAUCUGACACGGUUGUUGAUGCUGCUCAUUAUUCUUCAAUAAUUCCACUUGAUUGGCGACAAUCGAUAGUUAGCUUCGCUAGCCAUACAUUACAAUCGCAAAAACGAAACUCUCGUUAUUCGAAAGGACAUAAGCGAGACCAGCGUAGUCUAUCUUUAUCAACAUUUCGUUUGCAUUAUUCCAAAUCGUCUUCGUCUUAUCGUUUUUCAGGAAGAACAAAAUCGGCGGCACAUGAACGUCAUGGACGAUCUUUAUCGUACGAAGAACUGAGUCCAUCAACUAAUCAUAAACGUUAUUCGUAUGAUCCAUAUUUAUCGAAAUUAAAUUACAGUAAUAGUUUAGAGUCAUCUUUGAAUGCAAUCCAUAAAAAUUAUUCUCUCUCCGGUUGCUCAUUAGCCGGAGGAUUAGGACAUGAAAUGUUGCAAAAUGAUGAUGAUCAGCUCUCCUUAUUGGAUACAGUUUUUGGAUUUUUUGCUCGUAAAACUGAUUUUUAUACAUCUCCAAAUAACGAAACCAAACCAGAACAAUUAGUUCUAAAUGCCUAUCAUAAAUGGGAAAAGGUGGCACAAGAAAAACACAAAAAAGAGAAAGCGGAACGUGAUGAAUCUGAUCGUAUUCGACGUGAAAAACUACGACGUAAACGCGAAGAAGAAGAUGAACGCGCUAAAGAAGUGGAGAAUUCAAGAAUUAUCGAAGUCACUGAUGAAGAAGCAGAAAAAAUACAACAAGAAAAUAAAAAAUUACAAGCUAAAAAACAUGCGUCUGGUGAUCAUAUUCUUACGGACAGUAUUGAUACAGAAAAGUCUGCAACAACUCCGACAACAAUGGAAAAUAGUUCAGAAGAACAAAAAACAGAGACGGUAAAGAAAACUGAUGGAACAUCAGAGAAAGCAGAAGGUGACGAUGAUGAUGAAAAAGAUGAAGAUAAAGGAAAACUAAAACCCAAUGCCGGAAAUGGAUGUGAUUUACCAAAUUAUAGUUGGACGCAAACAUUAGAGGAAAUUGAUGUAAGUGCUUGGAUUCGCAUUCCGUUAAAAACAACUGGACGUUUCAAAUCAAAGGAUAUUAUCGUGAAAUUUGAACGAAAGCAUCUUCAUGUUGCUGUACGUGGUCAAACGCCUAUAAUUGAUGCUGAAACCUUUGCUGAUAUCAAAAUUGAAGAAUCAAUGUGGACACUAGAUGAAGGAAAACUUAUUGUUGUACAUUUGGAGAAAGUGAAUAAAAUGGAAUGGUGGAGUCGUAUUGUUUUAACUGAUCCAGAAAUAAAUACUAGAAAAGUUCAACCAGAAAAUUCAAAAUUAUCUGAUUUGGACGGUGAAACGCGUGGUAUGGUUGAAAAGAUGAUGUAUGAUCAGCACAGACGAGAUGCUGGACUUCCAACGAGUGAUGAACAAAAGAAACAAGAUCUGUUGAAAAAGUAUGGCUAA